ACCCUUCAGCCCUACUGCUUAUCGAUAAGAUUUGCCGGUUGACGUAAAUGGCAAGCAUCCAGCCACCUCUUCUCUUCAUGAACUCCGAGCACCCAAUCUCCAGAUUCAUAGCCCAAGAUGACGAAAUCCAAUCUCGACCUCAUUGAAGAGUGCGACAGCUUCCCAUACUACCAAACCGACCCAGUCGCCUACUUCGCCAGCAUUGACACGUACUACCAACUCCGCGUCGCCGACCAUGACUACGCCCUCGGCUACGUGCUGCCCUCCGUCGCCGAAAUCUUCCGCGGCCUGCCUUCGUGGACCUUGGACGACGACGAACGCACGCUGACGCUGAUGGCUGGGGACACAGCCGCCGAGCGCAGCGAAGUAGUCAUGCGGACAGUGGUGGCAAUGCGGGAGACGGGACACUUCAAGGUGCUGAGCAAGUGGCGGAAUGAGCUAUACCCCGUCUAUGGCAAGAACCGCGAGUUGCUCUUCAAUGUCGAGCGGUGCGCGAGUCCGCUAUUGGGCAUUGUGACGUACGGCGUGCAUCUGGUGGCGUAUGUGAAGGGGAAGGAUGGGAGCCUGAAGCUCUGGAUCCCCAGGCGGGCGAGGACGAAGCAGACGUAUGGCGGGAUGUUGGAUAACGCUGUGGCGGGCGGCAUCGCUUCUGGCGAGGGGCCGUUUGAGUGUCUGGUGAGAGAGUGUGAAGAGGAGGCUUCAUUACCAGAGGCAUUGGUGCGAGAGAAAGCGAAAGCUUGUGGCACAGUCACAUAUUCCUACGUCAGGGAUGAAAGGGCGGGAGGCGAGACUCGAUUGCUGCAACCGGAGUGCCAGUUCGUCUACGACAUCGAGCUGCCGGAGGACGUGAUACCCAAGCCGGGCGAUGAUGAGGUGGAAGAGUUCUACCUGUGGAGUGCGGACGAGGUCAAGGAGGCUAUGGCUAGGGGGGAGUUCAAGCCGAAUUGUGCGGCUGUAACACUGGAUUUCUUCAUUCGGCACGGUAUCGUGACAUACGAGAGUGAGAAGGACUAUAUCGAGAUUGUCUCGAGGCUUCAUCGGAGGUUGGAGUUCCCAACUCUAUGAGCCGCCUAGCCUUGUAGGUAUCCGGACGCCUGCGCUAGAUCGGAGACCAGAGGUUGCGAGCCUCCAAAUAGAAGAGUCCUCCAAGAACGCCACCCAUGCAAAGUGCCUCUCUUCCAAGCAGGCCUGGUUCGAGCCAUGGACUAUUCUAUGUCUAGAUAGCAGCUGAGACUCCUCGUGUCCAAUACCCUCAGCCGGUUGUUGUUCAUAUCCUUUGUA
Molecule: messenger RNA, 1281 nt
Organism: Mytilinidion resinicola
Lineage: Eukaryota; Fungi; Ascomycota; Dothideomycetes; Mytilinidiales; Mytilinidiaceae
Product: thiamine pyrophosphokinase-related protein-like protein
Exons: 2
Coding region: 118-1065 (315 amino acids)
Molecular function (GO): 8-oxo-dGDP phosphatase activity
Source: RefSeq, a predicted model, not a curated record